Lichtheimia ornata is the source of this 642-nucleotide messenger RNA. RefSeq lists its product as uncharacterized. The transcript has 2 exons. The coding region runs from base 1 to 642 and encodes 213 amino acids. Lineage: Eukaryota; Fungi; Mucoromycota; Mucoromycetes; Mucorales; Lichtheimiaceae. The record is from RefSeq and is a predicted model, not a curated record.
AUGACUUCUCUGAACAUGCUAAAGAUUCCAUCUACUUCCAUCAUUUCUUCCAAACUAUCACCCCUGGAACCUACUGACAUUCCUCGCAUUGUACAAUUCGCGCAAAGGAGAUGCAACAACGCUUGUCUCGAACGCCAUUUACAAACCAAUCCUGAAACGGCUCUGAUGGCAGUGGGGAUAUCGAAUCAGCACGAUCUUCAACGGGUUAUGACGGCUCAAGUACCAGUGAUUCAUAUUGAACGUGAUUGCGAGGCACUGCAAGGGGCUCAUCGACGACAACAUCGCGAUGCCAAGUAUAUGCGAUUCCUGCACAGCACACUAUCAUCCGGACUAUGGGGUCUAUUUUUCACUCUCGGGGCAGGUGUCAGAAAUAGUACAAGGCUUUAUCCGGCAUUGCUGACGGCUUAUUCAUUAUACGUCUUCCGAGCAGCACGCAACGAUUAUUGUAUCCUUGAGGAUGAGCAGCAUUUUGUAUUGAUACGCGAUGAUGCACGACAUACACCUAUGCAGUUUAUUAUGCGAACGGUUAUCCCUUAUUGUGUACAGUGUGCAUCCAUGUUUUUCCUAUUCAAGGGCAUUCUCUGGUGCUGGAAACAACAACGGCCGUUACCAACCACGGUGAUGGUGGGUCGCAGCAGCUAA